Messenger RNA from Procambarus clarkii (red swamp crayfish), 2490 nucleotides. RefSeq names its product ras-like GTP-binding protein RhoL. Gene Ontology annotation, biological process: small GTPase-mediated signal transduction. NCBI's taxonomy places the organism in Eukaryota, Metazoa, Arthropoda, Malacostraca, Decapoda, Cambaridae. The record is from RefSeq and is a predicted model, not a curated record. Gene Ontology annotation, molecular function: GTP binding; GTPase activity.
GUUCGUCAAAGCUUGAGUUGACAGAGCCAUGAUGAACGUCUGAACUAGCCAAUCAAGCGUCGAGCGAUGAUGACGUCAUGAGUUGGGAAGUUGGUGAGGGUGACGUCACGAGGAGGAAAGUACCAGUGUGGAGGUGUGAGAGUGUCAGUCAGCAGCUGUGCCUGGGUCAUGGUGCGGGGGCCGUCAGUCACUGGAUAAACCAGGCUUCAGUACGGGAACAGUGAGCCAAUUUGGAGUGCAGAAUGUCCCAGCGACCGCUCAAAAUAACAGUUGUGGGCGACGGUUACGUAGGCAAGACCAGCCUCCUAGUGUCCUACACCACCGGCAAGUUCCCAGAGGAGUACAUACCAACAGUUUUUGACAACUACACGGGGAAACACACGCUUAUGCAGCGAACCUAUCCCAUAACGCUUUGGGAUAGUGCAGGCCAGGAAGACUAUGAGCUCCUCCGUCCCCUCUCGUAUCCUGGGACAAAUGUAUUCAUUGUCUGCUUUGCUUUGGAUAACCAUAAUAGUUUUGAAAAUGUUACUUCAAAAUGGCUGCCAGAACUCCACCAGAAAUGCCCUAAAGCACCCAUAGUUCUAGUUGGUGCUGCUAUAAAGUAUCGGACAAGUGGUGCAGGCUGCUGCAGGGUGCUGCAGGGUGCUGCAGGGUGCUGCAGGGUGGUGCAGGGUGGUGCAGGGUGCUGCAGGCUGCUGCAGGCUGCUACAGGCUGCUACAGGCUGCUGUAAGGUGGUGUGUAAUACCAACUAAUCCACCCGUAACCUUCAAGGCUGUAUUUUGUUGUUGUAAUGCCUCAACUGCUCCAAGAACACAAAAGGAGUAGAACUUUGUCUUACUACCCAGUUUCCUUUGUCAAACUUCUUCCAUGUUAAAGUAUCUGACGCCUUUAAUGUCUUCAUAUUGGCACGGUAGUAUUCCACUAUACUAGAAUAAUUCUGCAUAUCUAAUUCAAAUAUAUAUGGAACAAUUCGUGCUAGUACAGAUCUUUCUAAGAUGAUUAAACACUUCAUCACUGCCAUGAGAAUUGUCAUUGGAUGUAAGAAAAGUGUUUUCUUAAAUCUUUCUGGCUCGUUCCAGUUUCUUAUUUCAAUUCCCGUCCUCUGUUCUUCACCCGUUUAUUCAAAACAUUGUUUUAUUGUACUUUGUCAAAAUCGCGAAGAAACUUAUAUGUUGUGAUCAUGUCGCAUCUUAACCUCUGUUCUUCUAACGACCUGAGAUAUAUUCCCAUCAGGUUUUCUCCAUAGCUCAGUAGUCAAUGCCCAGAGACCCUUGGACUUUCUCUAUAUUUCCUUUGUAACUUUUCAGGGAGGAAUUUAACAGUGAGGUAACAUAAUAACGUAGACCUGUCUAAAGUUAACAGUGUGUAUCAUCCUUGGCAUCAUCCUUGACUUGCAGCCAUGUAUGGCGCCCUACAGCCACAGUUGUUUUGAUCAACCUGUAAUCUUCAGAUAAUAUUUGUUUUAAUUUAUCUCUCCAGUUUGUAUCAUUGCGAGACAUUCACAUAGAGGAUCUUACCAGGGUUAUAACGUCACUACAUAUGUAAAAACAGAUCUUAUUAUUAAUUUCUUAAUCCCGACUCCUUCUUUCUCAAAUUUGAUCUUUGUUUCCUGACGGAUUGGAAAUCUUUCACUAAACUCAAAACAUGGUCAAUUACCCAAGUUUGUGUCUUAACUGUGAACAGAAUCUUCCUGUGUGGAACCGUGUCAAAGGCUUUUGACAUACCAAGAAAAUGAAGUCAUCCAAUCCUCUUCUUUCAUGUGUAAUCAAUGGCAUAUUACUACAAAACUCUAGCAGUUUUGUUGUACACGGCUUCUCUUCUGAGAACAAAAUGUUGAACCUCCGACACAAAACUUGUAUGUUCUAGGUGUUCCACUUGUCACUUUAUGAUAUAUUUUUUCUAGGACCUUUGCCAAGCAUUCAUAUCAACGAAUCUGUCCUGUAUUUUAGUACAUUCUGAAUAUUCUCCUCCAUAUAACAUUAGCAUCUUUCCGAUUGUCUGGUAGUUCUCCCCUCAACAUUGUUACAUUACAGAUUAUUGAAAGGGGUUUGCAUAAAGCCCCUUUUGUGGUGUUUAUUCUACCUGUGUUGCUGUUGUUCACUGCUGACCUCCGCACAACCACUACCACCACGUUGUUCCAGCUGUUUCACCAUAGGCAGGGUGAUAGGGGGAGUUGGAGGUCAUUCGAAUAUAAUGGACCUAUCUUUCCUCUAUUUUUUGUUCGAUAUAACUGUAAAAACGAUUUAGGCUCUGUCUUUGCUUGCCUUGCUAUGCAAACUUCAUAGUUUCUUUUUGGCCCGCAUUAUCUCUUUUUUAAACAUUUCAAUCCAGUUGGACGAGUUCUUGUUCUAAACUGAUUUCCCAUUCUUAAUCCUUUUGUACCAGGCUAUAGUGUUACUUAUAAGGUUCAUCAGAUCCAUUGUUAUCCAUUUCGGGUCAUUAUUAUUCGAUCUCUUCAAUUUGUAUGGUAUACUACGUUCCUGUGCUUU